This is a messenger RNA of Cynocephalus volans (Philippine flying lemur), 2559 nucleotides long. RefSeq names its product protein FAM133B-like. The coding region runs from base 107 to 847 and encodes 246 amino acids. Lineage: Eukaryota; Metazoa; Chordata; Mammalia; Dermoptera; Cynocephalidae. The transcript is spliced from 11 exons. The record is from RefSeq and is a predicted model, not a curated record.
UCUGGCCGGGGAAGGGAGGCGGCAGAAGGAGCUGCGGCGGGCCCGCUUCGGCCUCUGGUGUGGCCUGGUCUCCCUCGGGUUGGGACUGUGCGCUCAGCCGGGCACCAUGGGGAAGCGGGACAAUCGGGUGGCCUACAUGAACCCAAUAGCAAUGGCCAGAUCAAGGGGUCCAAUCCAGUCUUCAGGGCCAACGAUCCAGGAUUAUCUGAAUCGACCAAGGCCUACCUGGGAAGAAGUGAAAGAGCAACUAGAAAAGAAAAAGAAAGGCUCUAAGGCUUUGGCUGAAUUUGAAGAAAAAAUGAAUGAGAACUGGAAGAAAGAACUAGAAAAACACAGGGAGACAUUGUUAAGUGGAAGUGAGCGCUCAUCCAAAAAAAGACAGAGAAAGAAAAAAGAAAAGAAGAAAUCUGGUAGGUAUUCCUCCUCUUCUUCUUCAUCAAGCUCUGAUUCUUCCAGCAGUUCUUCAGAUUCUGAAGAUGAGGAUAAGAAACAAGGGAAAAGGAAGAAGAAAAAGAAGUACCAUUUACAUAAAUCUUCUGAAAGCUCAAUGUCGGAAACAGAAUCAGAUAGUAAGGAUAGUUUAAAGAAGAAAAAGAAGUCAAAGGAUGCAACUGAGAAGGAAAAGGAUGUUAAAAGGCUCAGCAAAAAAAGGAAAAUGGAUCCUGAAGAUAAACCUUUAUCAUCUGAGUCCUUGUCCGAAUUAGAAUAUAUUGAGGAGGUACGAGCAAAAAAGAAGAAAAGCAGUGAAGAGCAAGAAAAAGCAACAGAAAAAAUAAAAAAGAAAAAGAAGCAUAAGAAACACAGUAAGAAGAAGAAAAAGAAGGCUGCUAGUUCAAGUCCUGACUGACCAUAACAUUAAGAAAAAUCAGGAUCCCCCUUUAAAGAAAGUGCAAUGUCUAUGGAAAUUUCAACUGUGAAAAUUAUGGCAUAUUUACUAACAUGCAUGAAUUUUAUUGUUUUUACAACUAUCCCUGGACUAUUCAGUAGCCACUCAGAUGCCUCUGUUUGCAAAGACAGUUAUUGUGGCCUGCUGCUUGACCAUUAUUUUUUCUCUUCCAGUGCUUGAUAACUCUGGAAGACUGUACACUGCAGUCGUACUAGUGGUUAAGCUAUUUGGGAAUAAAGUUUAUAAUUUUUGACUAGAAGGAUCUAAUGAUAAAAUAAACAGAAAUUGAAUCUGGAAACAUCUUUAAUAUUUUAAUCAGAAAUGACCAGCUGACUCUAGUUAAAAUUUUUAAAGUAGGGAUUACAUUGAUAUUUCAACAUCCUUGUUCUGUAGAUAAGCUUAUGUUAAUUUUUUCCCCUUCUUUACUUUUUGUUUAACCUGGGAAGGAGCUUUUGGUGGGGUGGGGUUUGCUAUCUCUUUAGCUAGCAGAGCAGUGUGCCUUUGAUGCUCAUACAUCCUAUUUUUAUGUACAGAGAAGCCAUGUUUCAUGGGGAGGUCAGAGCCGGGUCCCAGCUGUCUUGCCCUUGCUGAGUUUAGUGAUAUCCCUGGACUCUGUCAUAUGUUGCUUUGAGUGAACCAGAGAAACAGCCCUUUGCAGCAUGAGAAAUCCCCCAAAGCUCUGAGAUUUACCUCCACUUCAAUAAUACUGAAUGUUUUUUAGCAUUAGAAUGUGUAUGUCAUUUGAAUUAAUUUUGAUUACACUUUGGCUUUGAAGAAGAAUUAUUUCAAAUAGACAGUGGUAUUUUUUGAACUUGAUAGCUACAGAUUCUAAAAUGCAUGUUUUAUAUUGUUUCAUUUUAACCAGGCAGGAAAAUUUUAUGUUACCAGUUAUAGUUUAUUUUUUGUAUGAAUUUUGUUUAAGCUACAAUGUUUAGGUUUUGAUAACUCCUUACUCUUGCUAUCUUAAGUUUAUUAUUAUGUUUAAUGGUAUACUUGCCAAGAUAUUUAGCAUGUAAAAAGCAGGGUUUUGACUUUUUAACAAAAAAUCAAAACAGCUUCAUAUUGAAGCUGAGAUUUACCAUAAACAAGUUGAGUGGCAAGCCUGGUGUGCUGUGUCUUGUUACAUUUAACUGUUGCCAGGAUUUUUGUAAAUAUAAUGUUUUAAAUGCUUGUUGUCUUCGUAUAUUAAUAACAAGUGAUGGCAAGUUAAAUUUAAGUGAAAAUUACGUUAUUGCUCUUCCUGUGUUAUAUUUCACUGAGAUUUUGUGCCUCAGAUCUGCUGAACUGUUUACUAGGAGUGUUAAAAGGAAUUGAUAUAUCAUUUUCAUUUUACAUUUUUAUAUAAUCAGGUAAGAUGAAAUAUAAUUUGAUGUACAAUUUUGCCUGGUACAGAGGGUUUGCUAGUUAUAGUGGUAUAUGCACAGAACAUUAUGGCAUAACAAGAGGCUGAAUAGCUAUUUUACCUUAAAAUAGCUGUAUUCUUAUCUGCUCCCUGUGGGUUGUAAGUGAAGUUAUAGAGAUAAACAUUACUAGGGUUGUUUUUUAGUUUGUUUGUUUGUUUGUUUUUUAAAAAAGAUAACCAGUAAUGGGAUCUUAAACCUUGACUUGGUUUUGUCACCACCAUGCUCUCCCAAGUGAGCUAACCGGCCAUCCCUAUGUAGGGAUCCGAACCC